AUGGCAUCUCAAACAUCAUCUGAUUCUGGCGCUAAACUCAAUCUGCUGUUCAUCCGCCAUGGCGAAACCCAAGACAACAUCGACAGAAUCCUUCAAGGCCACCGCGAUACAUCUUUGACCACCAAAGGCCUAGAAGAAGCCAAAGUCCUUGCUCAAAACCUAGAGGCAGAAGAAAUCGAUAUCAUCUACCACUCUCCUUUAACACGAAUGCUCCAAACCAUCGAACCAAUCCUCUCCUCUCGCCCUAACUUAGAGCACAUUCCCGAUCCAGACUUGCGAGGGCAGAGUCUCGGCACCUUGGAAGGACAGAGCUACGACAAGCUCAACAUGUCCUCACCGCGAAGCGCAGAGGAACAAUUCCCCAAUGUCGGCGUGGAACGCUUCGAAGAUUUCGUCAAAAGAUUAAAGAAAAGUCUGGGCAAGAUCAUUGGAAUUGAAGCUCUCAAAAUGCUGUCGUCGGAUCGAAAAGGGAGGAGAACAGUCGCUAUCGCUACGCAUGGUGUUUGUAUCACUUCAUUUUUCAGGGCUUUGCUCAAUCGAGAGCCAUGCGAUGGAUUCAAUGGUGUGUUGGCUGAGCAAGGUCCUGAAGCGUAUGAGGUUAGAUGGACGGAUAGUGAUGACGUGGCGAGGGUUGAGGUUAGAGGUGUUGAGACUUUGCCGAUUAGGAAUGGGGAGUUGGAAUGGGAGAAGUUAGAGGGCGUGGAGCCUAGGAGAUUCUUCAUUGAGAGAUGGGGAAAGAGGGAGAAGGCCGAGUAG
Messenger RNA from Pseudocercospora fijiensis CIRAD86, 756 nucleotides. RefSeq lists its product as uncharacterized. Gene Ontology annotation, molecular function: fructose-2,6-bisphosphate 2-phosphatase activity. Gene Ontology annotation, biological process: negative regulation of programmed cell death; fructose 2,6-bisphosphate metabolic process; negative regulation of glycolytic process. Gene Ontology annotation, cellular component: cytosol. Lineage: Eukaryota; Fungi; Ascomycota; Dothideomycetes; Mycosphaerellales; Mycosphaerellaceae. Bases 1 to 756 code for a protein of 251 amino acids. The transcript has a single exon. The record is from RefSeq and is a predicted model, not a curated record.